Branchiostoma belcheri (Belcher's lancelet) is the source of this 930-nucleotide messenger RNA. RefSeq lists its product as uncharacterized. The record is from RefSeq and is a predicted model, not a curated record. Gene Ontology annotation, cellular component: trans-Golgi network. The transcript is spliced from 7 exons. The coding region runs from base 54 to 845 and encodes 263 amino acids. Lineage: Eukaryota; Metazoa; Chordata; Leptocardii; Amphioxiformes; Branchiostomatidae.
CAGGCCUAGGCGAAACCACUUUUCAAAUAACUACUUUAAUCCUGUGCCCCAUCAUGAAGACCUUCGUCAUGUGUGAGACGAAGUUCCCCGCUAUUGUAUUGGUGAGUCUGAUACAAGUGGGAGCAGUUCUGAGCCAGGAUCUGAGCUGUAACAAGACUGGACCGUGUUCGUGUGUGAUGAGUGACGGGUCAGGGGAGGUCAACCUGCGGCCAUUGGCGACAGGCAACCCGACAUUCAAAGACUUUCCAGCCAUUACAUACCCAGACGAGUACCUGUACUCGUGGAACCCGUGUGAACCGUUUAGUCAAGGGUCGACUUGUGAGGAUGUUGCGGUGUGUCAAAAGACCAAGAACGGUAGUAAUGAAUAUGACCUCGGACAUCAGAGCUCUGUACAGUUCCAGGCAGGCAGGGCAGAUGACACCGGAGAGGCCGUUGUUCUGGUCAUGUACGUCACUGAAGACCAGCUCAGAGUGACACUGGUUCAACUACAGUGUACUACAGGAGAUACCAACUUCACAGUUGUGGGGGCCAUCCCAGCAAAUACCAUUAUCUACCAUUUCAUAUUAGGGAGUCCAUGCGCAUGCCCCGGAGCAGGGCCAAAUUGUGCCGAAAGUGGUCUGAGCAUCGGGAGUUUGAUCUGUAUAUCGGUUCUGGCAGCCGUCACUGUCUACUUGACGUUUGGCUCCAUCCUCAAAGUGGCGGUGAAAAAGAAAACAGGCUGGGAGGCCAUUCCUAAUGAUGACUUCUGGAAAAACCUGCUAGGCUGUAUCAAGGAAGGGUGCAUCUACACAACAUCCUCUUGUCGUCGCUUGGUAAAAGGCAACACGGAUUACAGUACAAUAUAGCAACAACAGCUUAAUUUAGGUCACAUCUCUGUAUUGAAUCUUGUAUUAGAAUAAUCAAAUGCAGUAAAGGGAAGUUCUUUACAUG